UUUUCAAUUUGAAGGUGCGACCGGUAUCAGUUAUAUGUUCAGCUGUUGGCCUUCGGGCCUCUUCCUUCCUCGGAACAAUGGUACUUCGUCCGCGAGUACGCUAUAAAAGGAAACUCGCAGCGCGUAUGAUGACAGCGACGUGCUCCGACGCUUCCCCCCUCCCCCUUCACCCCUUCUUUCAUAAUUUCCCGUUCUCUCCACUAAUAGACGUUGCUGGACAUCGUCGUUAAGCGUUCAAUAAUUUUCUUUCUUUACACGUGUUGUUUUAUCAUGACGCUCUGGAACUGCAUGUCCUGCGCAAAGGCUUUUUCUCGGAAGGGUGACUUGACUCGUCAUCAGCUUCUACAUACGGGAAUCAAGCCUCAUAUCUGCCCGACUUGCGGCAAGGGUUUCGCACAGUUCUCCGGUCUCAAGACGCACCUGAAUAUUCAUACGAAGGCAAAACCGUAUGUGUGCGGGAUUGGGACCUGCAGGAAGGCAUUUGGCGACCCGUCGUCGUGUUCCCGCCAUCGGAAAGAGACGCACAGGGCUGAGGGAGCCUACAAAUGCCCCCUUGUUGAUUGUGGAACGAGAAUCAAGCGCCGUUCCGCAUUCGCAACCCAUCUACGCAAGCACGGCGUAGACCCGUGUAAAGUGGAUUUGAGCGCUAUUGCCUCGGGAGCGGUUACACAGCUGGACACCAUGCACCUCCACUCCCUAGCCCCUCACACUGCGAGUCAAUCGGAAAGUCAAUCAUCCGUAUCCAUCGUUAGCCCCGAUAACCAGUUUUCCGGAUAUUCUCCACUGCAGAGGUCUCCUGAGGUUUUAUUGAGUAGCCAGGGCAACGAUCUGUAUUCAAGUUACUCUUCCCCAGGCUACAGCGUACCACCGUUGAUGCGAUACCCGCCGUUGAACCAACAUGCUUCCCUGGUCGGUGUGCAGCCCAACGAUGACCUCCUAGGAGAUAUUUCUCGGAAACAUGGAUACUCAGAUAAUUUCUGGUCGGUUGAUUACUCGCUUUUCUCGUUUCCCUUAGACAUUCCAUCUCUCGAAACACUUUCAGACCAGGAUAGCACAUUCUCGCGGUCCCAAACGUCCUCUCCGCUAUCGAGUUGCUCAUCGUUGGACUUGUUGGAUUUCUCUGGCUUCCCGUCAAGUCACCCAGCAGGUGGCUUGCUCUCAUUCGGCACGCGUUGAUCUGGGGAUACUCCUUUACAUUUUGCCCCCAGCGUCACAACUAAUGACGACUUUGACACUUUCUUUUUAUGUCUGUAGUUAAUACUUUGAUCUUUUACG
This is a messenger RNA of Pisolithus orientalis, 1275 nucleotides long. RefSeq lists its product as uncharacterized. Gene Ontology annotation, biological process: regulation of transcription by RNA polymerase II. The record is from RefSeq and is a predicted model, not a curated record. Gene Ontology annotation, cellular component: PcG protein complex; transcription regulator complex. The transcript has 7 exons. Lineage: Eukaryota; Fungi; Basidiomycota; Agaricomycetes; Boletales; Pisolithaceae. Gene Ontology annotation, molecular function: RNA polymerase II cis-regulatory region sequence-specific DNA binding; DNA-binding transcription factor activity, RNA polymerase II-specific. The coding region runs from base 271 to 1176 and encodes 301 amino acids.